AUCUAUGAUGCAACGAAUCUGAGUCUCCCCAAUGUACCUGGACGCUCCACUCCUAAAACCCCAACAAAAAAACUCUGAAACGCUCAGAUUCAAACCAUUCACUCUCUCCUCCUUCCCACUAAUCAUCUUCCACACUCCAAAAAUAGCCGUCACCGGUGGCCUGAGUAGGACUACAUUACUCUCCGGCUGCCCAUUUCCGAUGGCUAGCUUGUCCACUGUUUCUACUCAGAACGACGAAGCCGUUUCGGACCCUACCGCAAAGCCCCCUCAGCCCUUGCAGGUUGCAAAGCGCUUGGAGAAGUUCAAGACUACAAUUUUCACCCAAAUGAGUAUGCUUGCCAUCAAGUAUGGAGCUAUAAAUCUUGGCCAAGGCUUCCCCAAUUUUGAUGGCCCUGAAUUUGUAAAAGAAGCAGCCAUUCAGGCAAUCAGAGAUGGUAAAAAUCAAUAUGCUCGGGGAUAUGGUGUUCCUGACCUCAAUGCUGCUGUAGCUGCACGAUUCAAGAAAGAUACCGGCCUUGAUAUUGACCCAGAGAAAGAAGUCACUGUUACCUCUGGUUGCACUGAAGCGAUUGCCGCAACCAUGUUAGGCUUGAUAAAUCCUGGUGAUGAGGUCAUAGUUUUUGCUCCUUUCUACGACUCUUAUGAAGCUACUUUGUCUAUGGUUGGUGCAAAAGUAAAGUGCAUUACUCUACGCCCCCCAGAUUUCUCUGUCCCCAUUGAUGAGCUGAAAUCAGUUAUAUCAAAAAGUACUCGUGCAAUCCUCAUAAACACCCCACAUAACCCAACAGGAAAAAUGUUUACCCAAGAAGAACUCAAUGUGAUUGCCUCACUGUGCAUUGAAAAUGAUGUUCUGGUUUUCACUGACGAAGUUUAUGACAAGUUGGUUUUUGAAAUGGAGCACAUUUCCAUGGCUUCUCUUCCAGGAAUGUAUGAAAGGACUGUUACCAUGAAUUCAUUGGGGAAGACAUUUUCACUUACAAGCUGGAAAAUAUGUUGGGCAAUAGCUCCCCCACAUUUGACCUGGGGAAUAAGGCAGGCCCAUUCUUUCCUUACUUUUGCUACAUCUACUCCGAUGCAAUAUGCUGCUGCAACAGCUCUCAGAGCACCAGAUUCUUAUUAUGUGGAGCUUAAGAGGGAUUACUCAGCAAAGAAGGCCAUAUUGGUGGAUGGGUUGAAGGCUGCAGGCUUCACAGUGUAUCCAUCAAGUGGAACAUACUUUGUAAUAGUGGAUCACACUCCUUUUGGGUUGAAAGAUGAUGUUGCGUUUUGUGAGUAUCUCAUAAAGGAGGUUGGAGUUGUAGCCAUCCCAGCCAGUGUUUUUUAUCUAAAUCCUGAAGAUGGCAAGAAUCUUGUAAGAUUUACCUUCUGCAAAGAUGAGCAGACACUCAGAAGUGCUGUUGAGAGGAUGAAAGAAAAGUUACCAAAGAAUGAAAAGAAGCCCCAACAGGUAAUUAAUCUGGGAUUAUGAUGAAAGAGAGCGUGGCUAUGAGUUGAUCAGGAUGAUAGUUUGUUUUCAAGGAGAAAGAUUGAAAUGUAAUAGUUAGAAAUUAUAGUAUUCGACUAUUUUGUGAUUAGCCUUGCAUUUAGUAUUGAUAGA
Messenger RNA from Ipomoea nil (Japanese morning glory), 1597 nucleotides. Its product is annotated as probable N-succinyldiaminopimelate aminotransferase DapC. Gene Ontology annotation, cellular component: cytoplasm. Gene Ontology annotation, biological process: biosynthetic process. Gene Ontology annotation, molecular function: L-kynurenine:2-oxoglutarate transaminase activity; pyridoxal phosphate binding. NCBI's taxonomy places the organism in Eukaryota, Viridiplantae, Streptophyta, Magnoliopsida, Solanales, Convolvulaceae. Bases 32 to 1468 code for a protein of 478 amino acids. The record is from RefSeq and is a predicted model, not a curated record. The transcript is spliced from 5 exons.